AUGGCUUUCCUUUCCCUUCUACUGUCCUUUCUCUUCGUACCAUCUGCCACGGCAUUGUUUGGCGCCAGCAACGAUACUGAUUUCUGUGACGACUUCGCAAACAACUUCGCUACCGAUCUUGCGCCAAUCAUCGCUCUCUUCGGUGAGCGAGUCACUAAACAAUUUCUCAGUCAAUCGACCACAAUCCUCGACGUCGUCAUUUUCUCUGUUGCACCGCUCGGAAUCAUCACAGCCGUCGUCUCGUGCAUUCGAGUCUCAAAUGUCGCCUUCCUCAAAUCCGCUGUCGGGCGCGCCCGUGAGCCUCACGGCAUACCUGAGGUUGAGCUAUGCACCUCUACUAGCGAGAACGUCUGUGAGCUCUGGUCAAAUGGGGGCAUAUGCCGAGUCUUUGGCCGGUCAAGGAUCCUCGAGUUCAUACACAAAAGGCCCACCGACUCAAAAGCCUAUCGUGCGGAAUACGACGACAAGGGCAUGGACGUACCAGGAAAGUGCAGUAUUGAAUCGACUCUGGAGAUCUUCAAUAGUGGAGGUCGUGGUAAAGAGCAAGCCCAGUGGAAAGAGACCUCUUCCUACAAUUUCAUGCUUUGCAAAUGGUUAUCCGGGAAGGAAGCAAGCAUCAAACCUCCCAAGCUUGACAAACAAUCUGAAGGCAAGCCAGACAUCGAAGAAGCGCUUUCGGGCAUCACAAAUCACCACAUCCAACGCAAUUUAUCGAUAGUAAACAGGCAGUCGAAGUCGAGUCCGAUAGAUCCAGAAGACCAGAAAGGAUGGCAGCAGAAAGACGACAUACAAGGUGGCGGACCAAACAAGUUCGCGCCUUUUCCAAACUUGGCUCUAAACAUCGGCGUCCCCAGGUCAUCAAAAGAAUUCGGCAGUCUGUGGUUUGCAGCCAUAAUCGGGAUCCUCUUGCAGGCAAGCUUCUUCGUCUUCGCGACUUGGGCGACACGAUACAACACGGGUUUCUACGAGGAUGGCAAGGUUCCAAGUGACCCGACUUGGUUUGUUCUUACUGUUACAGGCACUGCCUGUAUAGUCAUUGGCAUGGCGCUUUGUGCGCAAGUGAUUGAUGGGGUGUCCACAGAGCGUAGGUUCGUUCACGCUGGCGCUGAAAGGCCAAGAAUCUACUGGUUACAACCUGCUGGGCAGCGUAAUGGUGACCAAGUGUUCGAUGGAUUCACUUAUAGCGAAGCAAAGUCGGAAUACAUCACAUCCUGGAAAGCGACACAGGCCACGGUGGUUAAGUCAUGGCGCGUCUGGCUAGCCAUCACUCUCAGCAUACUGGGCUGGGUGAUACAGUUUAUCGGUCUGCGAGGUGUUCAUAGCAGUGUUGCUCUCUAUCAGCUCGCCAUUACGCUUUUUAUGUCAGCCAUCAGGUCCAUCCUCCGCAGUUACCAUACUCCACCCAACAACCACCUGUCGAGAAUCCUUCUUUCCAUCGAUGAUCAAAAGACACCCAAUACCCUUCCAGAUGUUUAUGACGACCCGUUUCACUACACAAUCCACUGGCAGUCACCUCAGAACAAUCUAAUUCUUGGGAAUGAUUAUGGUAAGAGAAUACACGGCCCUACCCCGAGAAUCAUAGAAUGGAUGGCGAGUAGAAGCCUGCAAUACUGGCAGGAAGCCACCACAUCAGAGGUUUUCCAAGCCCUUGAUAAUAUUUUGGAAUCCGGAAUACCGUACUACUCAGAGCCUUUCCCCCAGCAUGCAGUUAAGAUGGUUCGUAUCCGAUCUCGAUUGGCAUUUCUGACGAAUCAACCACAUUAUCAAACAUGGGAUAGCGAGGUUCGAGACAUGUCCAGGACAUUGAAAAGCACCCUGGAACGAACUUCUAGGAUCCUGGCGACAGAGGGAGUCUUCAAUUCAGAAACACGAGUUUUUGACUCUAUAGUCUGGUCAGUUGGCUGUCAGUUGAACCACAGUUGGGGCUAUGGCAGCAAAGAUAUUGGGCUUCAGCAGCCACUUUGUUUUCAUUUGUACCGUAUUGGCGAUGUCUGGAACAUCGAUCAAUACCAACUCGAGGCUGUUCUCGGGCUUUGGUUAUGGGCUUAUGACGAACGUCACUCUCAGACGGAGAGGUUGCAGCCAGGCUCCAAGUCGUGUCUUGCCUCUCCUGGGGCGCAACGCACCACGAGGCUUCUCCUCCUGCGUUGGGGAGUGCGGCCCCGUGAAGUAACUAGUCCUAUUGCGCACGAAGCAGGAAUAAUUUCUGUCGCUUCGGCAGCGUCGAUGCUUAACUUGAUGGCACAAGAAGUUUUCACUCUUUUUCUCAAAAGGAUAGCCUUGACAUUCGAUAAAGAAGCACUCCUAGACACUCUAUAUCCCGAUCUGGACGGCCCCCGAGGCACGCGACGAUCUUUCGUCGAGGAUAUAUCACAGGUGCUAGUCGCCGAGGGGUUAGCUACGUACGAGGAAGCAAUCAUGUCUAUCGUACCAGCUUUUUAUCGCGAUUCAGCGUUCCGAAAGUCUGGCUUACCACUGGAACUUCGGUUGAUCUUGAAGGCGAACUCUUUGAAACGUCAAAUCAGAUUUGACGAGAGUGAAGAGGCACUCCAAAGCCUCAUGGACUUUGAAGUAGGUGGCCAUAGCAAGGACCUUGCACAGCAGAGCUUUUUGGAGCUUUAUCGCUUUCAGUUGCGGCACAUGGCAAGCAAUCCGAGAGUCUAUGUGUUCUCGGAACUACAGCUAAAAGCCGCAAGAUUGCGAAGACGUUUAGAUAUCCAGCCACUUUACAUGCGCAGAAGUGCGUACCUUACAGUUGCAGAAUUCAUUCUUGCCGAGGCGAGUGCUGCUAAUGCUCGCCAAUUCAAUUCUCGCAGAACUCAAUCUUCUGGCAACUCGCAAAAGCGGCCGCUAGACGAAGAGAACUUGUCUAAACUCAAGUUAAAUACACCUGGCAGCUUGGAUUCCACCAUUCCUAUAUACGCGCUGGCUUUGACCCUGAGAGACAAAUAUGAUCUUGAGACAACUGACUGGCGCAUUCGCAAGGCUCUCCUAUGUUGGGCUAUUGUCAACGGUUGCACCGGUCUAGCUGAGGACUUGUGGGAUUUGGAGCAGUGGCUUGGUCCUGCUGAUAGCGCCUUCAGUGGAGGAUCCGAUGAACUUUUGUACGCCAUCGUUUCUCCGAAGUCCAUAGCAGACACCAUGAGCAUGCUUUUGUUCUUGCUCCAUGUGACACGAGUCCCUACUUCGGGGUUCAGUGACGGUCUGGUUUACGUACGAAUAUUGGCUGCGUCGGCAGUUUGGAGCGAUGAGUAUUUACAAGAGGCUGUCCGUGCCGCCGACGAGUCUGAGAACUCGGAGAUUGCCAACUACCUGCGUUGCAAGAUCGGAGCAUGCGAACAUUAUCGUCGAAAGAAUGCAAUCGCCUACGCCUUACGUGAUCCUUGCCAAUGGGAUGAUACUGGAAAGACCAAGACCUUUUUCGCCGCUGUUAAGAUGCGACAGAUGCUCCCAGAAAGACAACCCAAGUCCCGGAAGAAGAACCCGAACACCUUCCCUAUUAAGGCGGCAAAAUUCGAGCAUAGAGGGGCACGCAUCCACACUCUCCUUGGGGCCUGCAGAAAGCCUGAAGAGAUGCUGAAGCCUGUUAACGGUCGUACCAUCGUCUUCACCACCUACCCAAACCUGUCUAAAUGGUGGAUGCGGAAGAGGGAAGAGCCUUUCAACUUCAAGAAAGACUCUGACACGUCUUCCAAGAAGAAAAAGGCUACUACUGACGAUGAGCCAAAACGUCUUAAGAGAUAUUUCGCCAGUUCUCUUGAACUUGAUGGUAUUGGGAAGCUUCCAAAGGGCCAUCGGGGCGGCGCAGAUGCCGUCUUACUCGCUCCGCGAUCUCCUCAGUCCUCUAACCCUGGUCGCGUACGCCAACAGGCUAUUCAUGAUUUGAAGAGCCUCGGCAGCGACGUGGUAGGGUAUGUUCCUGGUCCUUACGGUGGGAAGUACGACGCCUACCAGCUCAACAAUGAGAUCAUCGACGAAUCUGAACAGACGCUUGUUAUGCUUCCCACGGAGAUUGUCGUGGAAGUGUGUCCCUACGACGAGGAUGACCCUGAUUUUGAGCUGCAAGCCAAGGACCACAGUUCCGAAGCAACAAUGAACUUUGGCGAACAUCGUGCCGGAGUUAUCACUGGAUGCAACCCAAGAACCGUGAAGAUGCUAAACCCCAAGACGCUAACUUUCUACGGUAAGAAGAAGGGUAUGAUGAAUCGCAUCGCAAACCUAGUGGAUGAACUUCCCAUGACACCAACACGGACUAGGCACGCGAAGAAGAUUGCUUCUGGUGAUGAAAUAGUCGGUCUGGGCGUCGAACACAUCGACAUGUUGCUGAAGGAGUCCCACAAUAGUGGUCUUGGUUACAUCUUGCAAACCUGCAAGCAAGACCCUCAUCUGGGCCCGCCUACUGACAGGACAGCUUUUGUCCGGCUCGCAGCCAGGACACCGACUUUCAUUCGCGCCAUGGAGCAUUUCGAUGAGUUCAUCCGAGGACAGAAUUUGCGUGUCAUCCUAGCCGUGGAGACCCUUUGGGAGAGGAAUAUUCAAUGA
This is a messenger RNA of Fusarium coffeatum, 4542 nucleotides long. RefSeq lists its product as uncharacterized. The transcript is spliced from 8 exons. The coding region runs from base 1 to 4542 and encodes 1513 amino acids. The record is from RefSeq and is a predicted model, not a curated record. Lineage: Eukaryota; Fungi; Ascomycota; Sordariomycetes; Hypocreales; Nectriaceae.